CAAGACGCAAAAUAAAAAAUGACUUAUCGUUGUUUUCGUUUUUUAUAUUGAAAUAAGUUGUAAAGUUGAUUAUUCACUUGAAAUCAUAAAAAAUUUCACUAAUCAUUUGAAACAUUGUCAAUAAGUGACGAAACAAUUACUAAUUUUUAUAAUAUUAUAGUGAUUUGGGUUGAAUUAAUCGUAUACCUAUUGAAGUACACUCCCUUGUUCUAAGUAUAGUGUUCAUUAUUUAUAUUUAUCUCUUAAUAGAAAAUGGAUUGCGUUACCACGUUAAAGAUCCUGGUAAUUGGUGAAAGUGGCGUUGGAAAAUCCUGUAUCAUCUUAGCGUUCACAACAGGCGACUACAAUGCAUCGUUUCCAGCGACUAUCGGAGUUGAUUACAAAUGUAAGGUUAUGGAAGUUAACGGACUUAAAGUGAAACUCGGGAUAUGGGAUACAGCUGGCCAGGAACGAUACAGGACACUUACAAAUAGCUUUUAUAGAGAUGCUCACGGUGCGAUAUUAGUGUAUGAUGUGUCAGAACCAAAAACCCUAGCGAAGUUAAAUGAAUGGGUUGAAGAGUUACAAGUGUAUUCCACAAAGAAGAAUAUUGUUUGUCUCGUUGUUGGAAAUAAGAUUGAUAAGACCCGCGUAGUACCAAGAGAAGCUGGGCAGGCGUUCGCACAAAAACACAGAAUGCUAUUUAUAGAAAGCAGCGCUAAGACACAGGAAGGCAUCAAUCUGGCAUUUGAAGAAUUGGUUCAAAAGAUCAUAGAAACACCAGGUCUGUGGGAGUCCACUGGGUCUUCGUCAAAUAUUCGCAUAUCAAACGAGGAGAGGAGACAGCAAGAGCAGUCGUGUUAUGAUUACACAUGUUCCAUUUAAUAGCGGUCCGCCAUUUUGUUUUUGAGAUUUCGUACGUUUUAACAAGAUUGCGACUUAGAGGCUAUGUGAGUGGGGUUAGAAAAUAGCGUGCACUUGUACAUUACGGGAAAUACAAAGUGUUUUUAAUAUCAUACCAUAUAUAUAGGAGUUUUUUUUUAAUUGUUUUAAUUUACCAGCAUUACAAUUUUAAAAGGGCAAAUAAUAUUAUAGAAUUUAAUGUUCUUAAAACAUGAUAUAUUGAUAUGAUAAUAAAAAAAGUCUAUUUUAUGAUGAAACGCACGAAACGCAUAUUACAUAAAAAUUGUACUAAUAUAGAGAAUGAAUUGACACGAAAUAUUUCAUUUCAUUCCAUGCAUUCAUUUGUUCAUUUUUAAAAUGCGUCACCUGUUAUGGAGAAAGUAAAAUAAUUUUCACACUAUCAUGCAUGAAUCGUACUUGCCCUAAAUUAAUUUUUACUCUUAAAAAUGCGCAAUUCAUUAUCUGUCUAUGUAAAAUUUGCACCAAUAAUAAUAUAGAUAAAAUUGUAAAUAAAAUAUUGAACCGAAAUGAAGAUUGUUUUUUCAAAUAAUAUGAUAUCUGUGUUUAAUAAUAUUUUCUUCUGUGUAGACAUUUUUUAUUAUCAUUAUUUCUUAGCAUGCGUCACUGGUUGCCUUUUUAGUUGCAUAGGAUUAUAAAACUCUAUGAUUAUAUUAUUUGCCUAUUUUUAAUGAUGUUUUAGAUGUUUUAAUCACUUUGGGCCAUCAGUUGAACAUGUGGUAUAACUUAGUACCUAUUUAAUACAUUUAUGUUUCAAAUUGUAUGCGUGGAAAAACUGUGCAGCACUUUAUGUUUACACAUAGCCUUAAUACAAUAAUCUGAUUGCGUCAAAAAUAAUGUCACGACGUUGCCGCUCCGUAACCGACUAUGAAGCGACAACGUCGCGUACGCCGCUCGUCAUGCGUUCAUACUACGUAGUGGCAACGUCGUUUCAUGUUUACACCGUGCGGCACAGCAACGGUGCGUCAAUCGCUCGUCAUGCAUAUUUUGUCGUGAAGAACGGCAACGUCGCGUCACCCGCUCGCCAUGCGUUUGUCACGCGGGGCGGCAACGUCGGGUCAGCCGCUUGUUACGCCUUUGUCGUGCGGAGAGGUAAUGUCGAUUCAACCGGUCGUCAUGUAGAAAUAGUUAUGAUUGUUUCUACGUAAGAUGCAAGCAUUCGUUUUGCAAACGUCAAUUGACAAAAGCUUGCGCAUGACGUCGAUUUAUGAGGCUUUAAAAUCAUAUUGUGCGUCACAGUAACACUUAGUACAUUAUUAAAAUAAAGCAAAUAAGUAGCAUGACAAAAAUAUGUCCAAAACAAGUCCAAAACCUAUCGAGUUAAAAGCUGUUACUCGAAACAUUCCUCCAUUUACAACCCCUUUUGUCGCACUUGGAUAGUAACACAAACAUGGGUAUUAGUUAAUUGGGAAAAUAGAUGAAUCGAUUACAUUUUAUAUCAUAAUAUAAUUAGGUAUGUUGUGUAUAUUUAUAUCAUUUUAUGUUGAAUGUUUUACAUUUUGCACGACAACCAUGCGAAAUAAAAUAUAUAAAGACUCAAAGUACAAUACGAGUAAGUUCUGUCUCUUUCUUACUCAAGGAGUUCUAUAUUACUGUCCCUAUCGGCACGUCGGAUUCGGAUUAUGCAUGAUACAUAUAUGUGAUAUUUUGUAAUUGCUUUUGUAAAUAAAAUGUAAUAAAUUUUUAUUCACUUAAUGUUAGCCGAAAUCAAUAAAUGCCUAUUUAUAUGAAA
Messenger RNA from Colias croceus (clouded yellow), 2632 nucleotides. Its product is annotated as ras-related protein Rab-18-like. The transcript is spliced from 5 exons. Gene Ontology annotation, molecular function: GTP binding; GTPase activity. Lineage: Eukaryota; Metazoa; Arthropoda; Insecta; Lepidoptera; Pieridae. The record is from RefSeq and is a predicted model, not a curated record. Bases 253 to 864 code for a protein of 203 amino acids.